Messenger RNA from Folsomia candida, 2606 nucleotides. Its product is annotated as cadherin EGF LAG seven-pass G-type receptor 1. Gene Ontology annotation, molecular function: G protein-coupled receptor activity. The record is from RefSeq and is a predicted model, not a curated record. Gene Ontology annotation, biological process: cell surface receptor signaling pathway; G protein-coupled receptor signaling pathway. Gene Ontology annotation, cellular component: membrane. NCBI's taxonomy places the organism in Eukaryota, Metazoa, Arthropoda, Collembola, Entomobryomorpha, Isotomidae. The coding region runs from base 806 to 1816 and encodes 336 amino acids. The transcript is spliced from 7 exons.
CUGCUUACUAAACUUGCCUGCUCUCGUGUGCUCUGCUGCUUAUUGCCUCCUCCUCGCCUACGACGAUCCACCGCGUUGGGUAGAAAUCAGUCUCUCGCUGGCAGCCAAGGCAAAAAUAUCGGAAGCAACUACUUUCUCCGCCAACUACUCGCUCCAGUAUUCACCGAAUUUCCAUCGGGUCAGUAGACAUUUAUUCACAGGAGGAUCUAUUUACCCACAAGCGCAAAAUUCCUUUCAAUUCUCCACUAAUACUACUUUUCUCCCACACUCAAACUCAGGCACUGUAUAAUACUAAUAGGAGGGCUUUGACGAAUCCAACACACACACUCACACACAACAGCUCUCAAGCGUUUUUAUUUUCUAGUCAGAACGAGUCAGGAGUGAAGCUACGAGAGAAUAUAAAGAAGCAAGAGAAUAGGUUGAGGAUUUGUUGGUCGGAAUAAAAAUGGACAUCAAAUGAUGGAUUGUUAACUUUCUAAUUCAUUAUUCUUUCUUUCCGGUAGCAGUGUGACAAAAGGUUUCCCAGAUAAAUCAUACACUUUUGCGUGCUCACUGUUGAAUCUUAUUCCAAUUUGAUACGUGACCGUGUUCUCAAUAUUUUUCAGUCCAAAAAGAUUCAUUCUAUUUUCAAAUAAUUUGUCACUAGAAACACAUACAUUACAAGUUUUUGACAUAUUGAUUUCCGAUCCCGACUAAUUUCUAAACAAGAUCAAAUUCCAUUCAAGGCGACUGACAACGAGGAAUUACUUUUGGGCUGAAUCAUCCCAACUGAGAGUUAUUACUUGGGGACAAAGAGUUUAAAAUCAUGGACAACUGGUACUUACACGUGCGGCCAAUUCCAGAUAACUCGUCGACGGAUCUGGCAGUUAUAACUGAAGAUGGUCUCCUCUCGUUGGCAGUCGUGCUUGGCAGCAGUCUCUCUCUCGUGGGUCUUGUUUUUGCUUUCAUCACGUACAGUUUGUUCUCGGACCUGCGGAGUGUGGCUGGGACGACCUUGAUGAACCUCUUGGCUUCGUUAUUCCUUACCCAAUUACUUUAUGUCGUCGGAGCUGGUGGAGUUCAGGCAGCGGAUUUAUGCGUGAGCUUGGCCUUAGCUCUCCACUACUCGCGACUCACCGUGGUUUCCUGGUUGUUGGCAGCCACUCAUGACUUGUAUCGUACGGUGAAAAGCCAGGUUGGAAUGAUAGAUUGUCCACCCCCCUCGCUCCUCUCCAGCUUCCUCAAGUACUCUCUUCUUGGGUGGGGUCUUCCAGCUCUGCUCCUCGCCUGUGCUGUAUUCAUCCAGGACUACGACGGAAUUGGGGAAAGUGGAGCCACUCAACUUCGACGCCACAAUUGCUGGUUUACGUCUAAUCGAAGUUUUUUUACGGCGUUUGUCCUCCCGUACUGGAUCAUACUGGCUGUCACGAUUUACUACAUUGUACGAGGAGCGAUGGCCAUACGAUGGGCAGCUGCAUUUGCCCCGUCAAAGAAGGCACAGGAGAAAUUGACAAGAAGGAGGAAGCUUCAACUGAUGCUGUUCGUGCGAAUUCUGGUUUUCCUGACCCUUAUCAUAAUGGCAGGCGCUGCUAGCGUCAUUUUUGGUUCUAACUUGGCGUUCAUUGUGUAUUCGUGUGGUCAAGCUAUCCAGGGAAUCCUCAUCGCCCUCGCGGUCUGUUGUAACUGCCAGAUUUUGAAACUGUACACACGAUCAAUUCAGGUGGCUGGACAGCAGGUUGCUACCGCAAUGACGACUUACGGUUCCUCAGGACAGGAGCUGAGCAAAUCCGCCAGUUUGCAGCUACUGACUUGGGACAGGAACCCAGACUCUGUUUAAGCUUGUACACUGCACAAGUUUUUACCAAAGUUUCUGUAAAAACCAAGGUCUUAGGAUUCUCAUUCAGCAUCCCCUUGUCAAUUUAGAAGUAUUACGUACGUCAGCGUCCCUACCAGUAGACAAAAUUAGACCCCAAGACGACAUCCAUAGAUUUUUUUUGUGUCUGGAUAUUGUUCAGCAGUGUCUCCUGGUUAUUUUGUGACAGAAGAUAUUAAGAACAUUGAUUGUUGUUAAUGAUAUCACCUCAACAGCUUAUUCAAAUUAUGCAUAACUGUCGGUGCUGCAUGAAAACUUUUUAGAAUAGAGAUUUUAUACUAGUACCCAUCUUUAGUUAUUAUUAGCAGUUGAUACAGUUUAAUGAAAGGUAAAUGUUUAGUGUAAAAUUAAAGGAAUGAACGUAUAGCUAAAAUGUGACUGAUUGAGUGAAUGCAAGAGUACAAAGUUAUUCUAAGGGAUAUUUUAUCGUAUAAAGUGUUAUGUGUACAAUAUAUAAUUUUAAUGGGCGACAAUGAUGAAAUUUUUGAGAUUUUAGUUACAUAUCAAUCAUGAUGACGAUGAGAUAUGGAAAUCUUUGCUCUCUCUCUCUGCUUCAAAUAGUGAUGACUUAUCUAAAUCCCGAUACAAGAUUCUAAUCAAUAUCGCUGCAUUGCAUUAUCAUAUUAUAUGAAACAUGUGUACCUAUUUAAUGUCAAACCUUAUAUACAUACAUACUUACAUGCAUAUAAAUAAACAUACAGUUAUAAUGAUUAAUGUGAAAAUUCUCUGAAAUAAAACAAAGCUUGAAUAUAAA